This is a messenger RNA of Talaromyces atroroseus, 669 nucleotides long. RefSeq names its product NADH-ubiquinone oxidoreductase subunit, mitochondrial. The coding region runs from base 1 to 669 and encodes 222 amino acids. Gene Ontology annotation, molecular function: 4 iron, 4 sulfur cluster binding; NADH dehydrogenase (ubiquinone) activity; quinone binding. NCBI's taxonomy places the organism in Eukaryota, Fungi, Ascomycota, Eurotiomycetes, Eurotiales, Trichocomaceae. The record is from RefSeq and is a predicted model, not a curated record. Gene Ontology annotation, biological process: mitochondrial respiratory chain complex I assembly; aerobic respiration; electron transport coupled proton transport. The transcript is spliced from 5 exons.
AUGAAUUCUCUUACACGAGUUGGGGGGCGAUUUCGCCCAGCAUCCCUACACUCAAUUGCUAUCGCCAAGCACCUCGAACAACGGGCAUGGAUUUCGCGUUCAGCAGUGAUGCCAGCGACUGCCAUUCAGGGACAAUCAGAGUCGACAUCAUUGACAGCGUCCGGGAAGACACGCCGCGAGGUCCCUCUGCCCAGCCAAGAGAAGAAGGAAGGCGCUAUGCAAUAUGCCUUGACGACGCUAGAUCAAAUUACGAACUGGGCUCGCCAAAGCUCCUUGUGGCCCAUGACAUUCGGUCUAGCUUGCUGCGCCGUCGAGAUGAUGCAUUUGUCUACCCCUCGUUACGACCAGGAUCGUCUUGGAAUUAUUUUUCGAGCUUCUCCCCGCCAGUCCGAUGUCAUGAUUGUUGCUGGAACCCUGACAAAUAAAAUGGCCCCCGCUCUGAGACAGGUCUACGACCAGAUGCCAGACCCUCGCUGGGUCAUUAGUAUGGGAAGUUGCGCCAAUGGUGGUGGAUAUUAUCAUUAUAGUUACUCUGUCGUGCGUGGCUGUGACAGAAUUGUCCCAGUGGAUAUCUAUGUUCCUGGCUGUCCCCCAACCUCCGAAGCUCUCAUGUAUGGGAUUUUCCAACUGCAGAAGAAGAUGCGACACACCAAAAUUACCCUCUUUUGA